AUGUCUACUGCUGCUGCUUCUGUACCGCCACCCGUACAACCUCACCCACAGGGCGCCGUCUUGGCUCCUUUACCACGCAUAACCAUCCAGUUCUGCACGCAGUGUAAAUGGAUGCUGCGAGCUGCAUACUACGCCCAAGAGCUCCUCUCCACAUUCUCCCUCUCCCUCGGCGAAGUCGCCCUCCAGCCCUCCACCGGCGGAACCUUCAUCGUCACAAUCCACACACCAGCAACAACUGCUUCUUCUUCUUCUUCUUCUCCUUCAGAACCCCCGUCAAUCCAAUCCACCAUUCUCUGGAAUCGCAAAACAGACCAAGGCUUCCCCGAGACCAAAGAGCUCAAGCGCCGCGUUAGAGACGUCAUUGAGCCGGGAAGGGAUUUGGGCCACGUUGAUCGGAACCAUCGUCGGCCUGCUGCUGAUGCUGCUGCUGCUGCUACGGAGACCAAGGCAGUAGCAGAAGGAGACGCAAAAAAGGAAGAAACAGAACCUGAGAAGAAGCAAGAUUCAGCAGCUUCGGGAGCUGGUAUUGUAUGCGAAGAUUGUAAUUAG
Trichoderma asperellum CBS 433.97 is the source of this 549-nucleotide messenger RNA. RefSeq lists its product as uncharacterized. The record is from RefSeq and is a predicted model, not a curated record. NCBI's taxonomy places the organism in Eukaryota, Fungi, Ascomycota, Sordariomycetes, Hypocreales, Hypocreaceae.